Messenger RNA from Sphaerodactylus townsendi, 776 nucleotides. RefSeq names its product transmembrane protein 254-like. The record is from RefSeq and is a predicted model, not a curated record. Bases 93 to 509 code for a protein of 138 amino acids. NCBI's taxonomy places the organism in Eukaryota, Metazoa, Chordata, Lepidosauria, Squamata, Sphaerodactylidae. The transcript has 4 exons.
GCCGCGGCUAGUAUGCCCUGCUUGCGGUUGGCACAAGCCCCUCACAGUUGCGCGACGCGAGAGUGUUCGGCGGAGUCCCCAGCAGCGCGAAAAUGACGUCUAGCGAGACUUCCGAGAGCCCCAGCACCUACUUCCGGCUCACCCACCCGAUUUUUAUGGCGGCCGUGGCGUUCGGGCUGGUGUACCAUGGUUGGACAGUCUUUUCACCAGAAACAUUUCCCUAUGACUACCUGGGACCAAUUGGCACCUUCACAAACUACUUGGUGACGAAUCACAAAAUAUAUGUUGAUAUUGGGUAUGCUAUUGUCUGGCUAAUUCAUAUUGCGGAAGCACUUUACUCUAUCAAGCUGUGCCGGGACAAAGGCAUCACGGAUCCUUUAACCCAGUUUCAGUGGGUCGUUCAAACAUUUUGUUUUGGAUUAACUUCCUUUUUCCACUUGCUGAUUUACGACCCACCGAAGGAAACAAGCACUGGCGAAGGACACGACCGCAACAAAAAGAGAAACUAAAAAUACGGUCAAGGCUUGUGGGGGUUGUUUUCCAUUGGUGGGUGGGGGGUAACACUAAAUACAUACUUGGAAUACCUAUGUGCCUGUCUUCUAGGGUGCCUCUUGGUAUUGCAACUCUAGGAGAAGUGAAGAAAGUAGCUUAUGAAAUUAUUCUGGAUAAACAAGAAGAAGAAGAGUUUGGAUUUAUAUCCCCCCUUUCUCUCCUGCAGGAGACUCAAAGGGGCUGACAAUCUCCUUGCCCUUCCCUUGCCCACAACAAACACCCUG